Lactuca sativa (garden lettuce) is the source of this 1773-nucleotide messenger RNA. RefSeq names its product F-box/LRR-repeat protein At4g14103. The record is from RefSeq and is a predicted model, not a curated record. NCBI's taxonomy places the organism in Eukaryota, Viridiplantae, Streptophyta, Magnoliopsida, Asterales, Asteraceae. Gene Ontology annotation, molecular function: protein binding.
GAAAGAAAGAAAAAGAAUGUUUUUGUUUGAUACAAGUUUCUUCUAAGCCCUUCCUUCUCCACUUCCCCAAAAAACCAAAACCCAAAAAAGAUAUAAAAUCAGUCUCGUCGUCUUCACCCAUUCACUUUCUUCCAAUACAAACCGCCAUGCCCGUUUUCGACACACUUCUCACAAAACCCUCGACAGUUACCCGAUAAAGAUUCAUGCUUUCUUCGAUUCAGUGAAUGUUUUGCAGCACUUUACCCUUUUCCAAUCAAUCAACCGUCAAUAAGUGCGACAAAUCUCUAAUCUGUAAUCACCAGUGGGACAAUGAGCAAUUCUGAUGACAUCAGUCAACUCCCGGAUUGCAUUCUUCAUCAUAUCCUAUCAUUUAUUCCCACAAAAGAUGAUGUCAAGACCUCAAUACUCUCAAAAAGAUGGAAAAAUCUUUGGACUUCAGUUUCAAAUCUAGACUUUGAUGACGCAUUGUUGUAUAAAGAAAUGGAAGGCCAAGAUCCACCCGAUGAGAUAUGUUUCAUGAACUUCGUAGAUCGAGUUCUUUUAUUUCGCGACACAUCAACCAUACAUAAAUUUCGUUUAUCAUGUCGCGUUUGCUUUAAUCCCUCUCGUAUACAUUCAUGGAUUUCAUCUGCUAUCAUUCACAAUGUCCAUGAACUUGAUCUCUGUCUCUUUGUUGAAGAUCCAUUUCUACUCCCUCAAUCCAUCUUUUCCAGCAGAUCUUUAACCACUUUGAAGAUAGAAAUGAAUUGCGUUCUUCAAAUCCCAUCUUUCAUAAACUUCCCACAUUUAAAAACAUUACAUUUGUCUUUAAUUACAUUCCCGGAUGAUGAAUUGACACAAAAGCUUUUCGCGGGUUGUUUGGUUCUUGAAGAAUUAGUUUUGCUUGAUUGUGAGUGGACGAAUUUGAAGAAUGUUAUGAUUUCAAGUUCCACUUUGAAGAGAUUAACAAUCGAUGAUUUGCCAUAUUUUGGGCCUCCAGAUGAUUCCAGAGGAUGUAAGAUCAUGAUCGAUGCAAUGAAUCUUGUGUUCUUCAAGUAUACUGGUUAUUUAUCGAAUGAGAUUUUGUUAUGUGGUGUAUUGAAAUUGGUGAAAGCGGAUAUUAGUGUUUCGAUUUUACAUGAGAGGCAAAAGGAAGUCGCAUUUCAUGUUGUUGAUUUGCUUAAUGGAAUUCAGACUGUUGGGUAUUUGAGAGUUUCCAAACGCACAAUUGAGUCUUUUGUAUUUGCAGAUAAGAAAGUGGUUCAUUUUCCAGUUUUCCAAAACUUGACUCAUUUAGAAUUGAGCAUGGAAAUCGGGAACUCCACCAUUGAAGCACUUAUGAAAUUUCUCAACAGCUGUCCAAAUGUACAAUCUCUUAAUUUCACCGAGGGAUUUCAGCAUGACAUGUGCCUUAAAGAGAACGAUUUGACUUGGUCAACGCUACCUAAAUGCCUCAAAACACUAACGUUCAAGAAUUUUCAUGGGAAUGAUUCAGAAAUAUGUUUUUUGAAAUGUAUUUUGCAGAAUGGACUUGUUUCAGACAAGAUGAAUAUAUGUUGGUGUGAUUAUUUUUUAAGAGAUCAAAAAUGGGAAAAAGAGGUAAAAAAGACGUUGAAAUCGAUUGCAUGUGGCUCUAAGUCUUGUGUCAUCACAUGGGGCUAAAUUGUUGGACGUGGACCCUUUUUUGUUAGUCUUGGACAGCUGGCUCUACUUUUUGAAUGAUCUUGAUGAAACUAUAUAUAUAGAUUUUUGGGAAGUUUUGAGUUUUGUUAAGUUUGUUGAUAUAUAUAUAUA